GCUCGUGCUGGCAGGACCGCCGUCGCUCGCUCCUCUGGACAACCCGCCAACUCGCUCACCACGACUCGACCAUCAUCAGCGACUCCCACAUAUGCAGUUUUCUCUCUGUAACAGGUGUGCUGACGUCGUCGAUCACGCGGAAGGAUAUACAAAAUCAUCGGAUCAUUCUCCCAGUGCAUUUAAAUCAGUGAGGAAUAAUAAUUAAAAGAAGGCCCAGAGGAACAUGGCUUUCCAGUGGAUUUUCAGAAGCUAGAAACUGAAAAAUGAUGACGUAUAGAUUAUUACUGUGAAGUGUAGCACGCAUGUGGUGGACGGACGCUGGAGGUGCUUGAUAGUGUGUUUGUUUGUGGUCUACCUGUUUGUUGGCACCCAGAAUGGCUCUACUUGACCUGACGCUGCCUCUCUGGAGUGCCACUGUCCUCCUGUUCCUCUCCUCCAUACUUCCUCUUGGAUGGAGUUUGCCGCAGACGUUCCGAGUAGCACCACACAGCGUCGAGGUGGUGGCAGGGAGCAGCGUCAACCUACCUUGUGAGAUAGAGAACCAACAGGGUAAAGCACAAUGGACGAAGGACGGUUUCGCCUUAGGGUUCAAUCGCAGUAUCCCAGGGUUCCCAAGGUAUAUGGUGCUGGGGGACGAGUCAGCUGGGGUACACAACCUGAGGAUAAGCGACGUGAUCAUCCAGGACGAUGGCGAGUACCAGUGUCAAGUGACUCCCUACGGCACCGCUUCAGCCAUACGACACGCCGCCAACCUCACCGUAAUAUUUGCGCCUACGAGUAUCGAGAUGGUGGGUCACGUACCGGACGCCCAGAUCACAGUGAAGGCGGGCAACUCCCUCACGCUGGAGUGCCUGAUCAAGGACUCCAAACCUGUGUCUCAGAUUACCUGGUUCAGGGGACACGAGCACCUCAGACUAGAUACGCUAGAGAAUACGAAGGAGGAAUCAGGAACAGACAGUCACUUAUCUUCACUACGUUCCAAGAUUACGUUCUCCCCGACGCACAACGACAAUGACGUAGAAUAUGUUGUCGCCGUUCACCCAGCACUUGAACACACAGGAGUACAAAAAGUAGCCAGAGUACACCUCGAUGUGCAUUACGCACCAGGGGCCCCAGAGAUCACAGGCUAUACGGAGGGCGAGAUCGUCAGGGCAGGAGAUAAGAAGACUCUCACCUGUCGUGCCAGAGGAGGAAACCCACUACCUGAGGUCUUCUGGUUCAAGAACGGUGUCCGGGUACAGAAGAACUUCCACAAGUUCAGUGACUACGUCGACAACCAGUACACCUUCGUGGUGGAAGCCUCAGACAACCUGGCCAAGUACGAGUGUCAUGUGAUAAACGUGAUGACCACACAGCCCAAGAAAGCAGAGAUACAGCUCAGGGUGAACUUCGCCCCCUCCACCGUCACCAUCUUCGGGCCGGACGAGGCAAAGGUAGGAGACGUGAUCUCCCUCAGUUGUGUGGCGGACAACUCCAACCCUCCAGCAGACGUCACGGUGGUCAUCAACGGCCAGACGCCUCCAGGGGCCACCUCCAGCACGCAAAAGGUAGAACAUGGAGGCUGGAGGACCACUACCAACCUCACCGUGUACGAAGUCAGGCCCACCGACUCCGACCUAACCAUCAACUGCUACGCACUCAAUCCUCCUCUCAGCUCGACCAAGAUUGACACCAAAAUCAUCAGUGUUUUGAGACCCCCGGAGCCCCCUGUCAUCCUGGGGUACGAGCUUGGCCGUCUGCUGAAGAAGGGCACCCCACAACGACUUACCUGUGUUAGUAAUGGCGGCAACCCCCUGGCGACGCUACAGUGGUUCAAGGGAUCACAGGAGCUGCCCACCAACACCAAGCACGAUUCCGGCACCGCCCUGGCUGACCUGGACAUCACCCUGACUGAAUCUGACAACGAGGCGGAGUACCGGUGUCAGGCCACAAACUCUGCCACCCCAGAGCCUCUCGUUAACUCCACCGUCCUCAGUGUUAUGUUCCCGCCGGCAGCAGUGAAGGUAGAGACUCGGCCACGCCCUCUGCAGGCCAACACGGAGGCAACACUCAUCUGUGAGUCCUCCUCCAGUAACCCUCGGGCCAACGUCACCUGGUGGAGGGAAGGCUUUGAGGUCCAGCCUGGCGAAUCUCAGAUCAGCCCUGGACAGUUCGGGGGCACAACCACCAAAUACUCAGUCAAGGUGGACGUGACGGCUGAGGACGAUGGCGCUGUCUUCACCUGUCAGGCUGAUAACCGCUUCGGCUCCACUACCCACGAUGCUGUUACUCUCUCCGUCCAGUAUCCUCCUGUGUGGAUGAAGGAACCUCAAGACAUGGUAGACGUCACCGAGGGGGAGAACGUGAUGGUGAACGUCAGUGCCCACGGUAACCCGAAUGGCGUGGCGUACCUGUGGCGCCGCGGGGAGGAGGUGGUGAUGGCGGGCAGUUUACUCAACAUAACAUCGGUGACCAAGGACCAAGCUGGCGUGUAUACCGUCGAGGCGUCCAACUCCCAGGGCAGUUCCGCCAAGAAUGUUACCAUUAAUGUGAAAUACGGAGCGAUCAUCACCUCCAUCUCUGGCGGAAGGAACUUAUCUAUGGGGACCAAUGUAACGUUAGUGUGUCGGGUGGAUGCCAGUCCUGACCCUGACGUACACUGGAGGCGAGAGGGCUACGACUUUGCCAGGACCGAGCACAAGAAACAUCCGUCCAAGGUAAUAUCACUCUCUCUCUCUCUCCUGAUGACGAUUAAGAACGUGACGACAGCAGACACCGGAGUGUUCACCUGUCACGCCAAGAACGACAUUGGAGAUGAGGCUGUCGCUAACACCACUAUUGUUGUGAAACAUAAACCCGUCAUAGAUCAAUCCCCCAAAUACCAGAAAGCAGCGGCGGAAUCAGGACGCAACGCUCGCCUCACCUGUCGAGCGAGUGGCGCACCUUACGUCCACUUCACCUGGUUCACGCGAGACAACACCCCCAUCGAGCCGGCCGUGUACUCUGUCUUCAAGAACCGAUAUGUUGUUGAGGAUUCCAAGCUGGUGGAUGGCUUGGUGACCUACGAGAGCGUCCUGUUGGUGAAGAACGUCACCAAUAAGGAUUACGGCUUCUUCGAGUGUCAGGCUAGAAAUCCUCUCGGGUCUUCACGGACGGCUAUACAUCUCGACGGCACCAGCAAGCCUGACACGCCCCUCGACCUGAAGGUCCUCAACUUCACACACAACUCAGUCGACCUUCAGUGGACCCCAAGCUUUGACGGCGGUCUAUCCCAACAAUACCGGGUCAGGUUCCACGUCUCUGAUACCAAUAGAUACCAGUAUACAGACGUGUACCCAGCCAACGUAACAACCUUCACCGUGACUGGCCUCUCCCUAGGAACCAGCUACUCCUUCAAUGUUCUCGCCUUCAACAACAAGGGCCAGUCAGACUUCACUAAGGACGAGGUCAAAGCCACAACCUCAAGUUCGCCGCCCCUGACUGAGGUAGAGCGGGUCAUCUCGCGCGUCCUGGCAGACAAGGCCGACCUGCCACGGGUGGUGACCCUCUCCGUGUCCACCGUGGGCGGCCUCCUGGUGGUGAUCAACGUCAUCCUCGUCGCCUGUGUCCUACAUCGUCGUCGCCGUCGUCAGGGGAGCCAGGCGUCCUCAGACAAAGGCUCCAGUAAGAGUACCACCAUAGAGAUGUACGCCCCGUCCUCCUACACUGGUACGGUCACUGGCGAGACCUUGUCCUCCAUCUCAGAGAAGUCUCGAGAGAGCUACGCACACGAGGACUCAGCCGACGAAUACGAGGCAGAGGCCGCGAGGGUGACGGCGGCCAGUACCUACCUCAUAGAACAGCUGGAGCCGCCCCCCCAGUACGCCUCCAGACCUCCACCCCACAUCCUCCCCCCACCGCCCUCACACAACGACCUCAACAUGGAUGAUGCGUACGACGACGUGAGACGGAACCAAUACAACGCCGCCUUAGAUCGCGCGGCGGCAGGUUACGGCACGCUCGGUCGACGCAACACCACACCUGACCACUACAACAUCACCGCCGCCGACGACCACUACCCCCUCUCUACCCGCUACAACACCUACCAGCCGCCGACACACGGUCCCUCACUCACCGCCCACACCCAUACCCACACCCACACCCAAAACAACGGGUCACUACGAAGGAACCCGCCCUCAAAACUCCACUUCCCCAAGGACUAUAUCCGCAAUGGUUCCAUGAACAUACCCGUGUCCUCAUCAGCGGGUAUGGGCGUCGUGGGAGGACAGUACAGCAACAAGCCGCAGUCACCCACCCGCGCUCACCCGCCCCCACACCCGCCCAUGCUAUCCACCUUCGCCCCAGACGCUAGCCAGCCCUCACCACCCAUGGCGGGAAUUCCACUAGAGCACCGAGGGCAUCUGGUGUGAGAGGUUAAGACUCCUCUGAUAAUGUAAAGAACACUUUUUUCCAUCAGCCGGGAGUUGUGUAAGAGAGAGUGAUCAAACUGGGUGCCGAGGGUGGCCACUUACUGGGCCAUCACAGGUGAGGGUGUGAUGUGUCACUCGUCCCUCGCCUACUCCACGCCCAGGUACGAUGAACGAUACCUGUUGACUCUACCUGUGAUGUUACCCUGUGCCGUUUGUUACCUGUGGCGUUCAUUAACCUGCUGGCGUUCGUUGCCCAAAACGUUCGUUACCUGUUGACGAUCGUUUACCAGUGACGUCCGUUAGUUGUUGACACUCGUUAUAUGUGACGACAACAGGAUGAGCACGUCGGCUGGAUAAGAAGCCAGCCGGGAGUACAUCGACGACCCCGGCUAAAAUAAGAGCCUAUUCAGUAUUAGGUUGAAAAGGAACACAAACUGUAAAGAUUAUAGGUGUCCUUUUUUGUAAAUGAAUCCCCCCUAAAGGGCCUGAAUGAGCCAGCUAACGAUGUAUACGUUGAUGGCAAUUAAGUGCUAAAGUGGAGUGGUUUAGCUGAAAGCGCAUUAAUCACCUGGAAAUCGAUUAACUUUGGUGCGCCUGAUUUUGAGUGAGUGGUGGACGAGGCAAUGUGACGGUGAGCGGAAGACAGUGGAAAAUAUUUAAGCAGAUAAAAAGACUGCGGUGUAUCAGUGUCUGGUGUUGACUGUAUGGUAUAUCUCGUUAGUCAGAACUUACCUGAGACCCGGAAAUUUGUCCAUAAGAACGAGUUUUACCAGGAUGUGGACAACAGCACAAAAAAUCCUGAUCCAUAGUGUCAGGAAGACUGAUCUGUUGACACACCUGUCCAGCUGUAGACUGGAAGGAAGGUUGUUGUUGCAAAGAUCACCUGCUGAAUGCUGCAGAGGUCAGCUGUUACUACUUCUUGUUGCAGAGAUCACCUCUUGUUACAUAUUAUUAUAGACAUUGAAGCUACUUAUCGUAAAGUGUUAACCUCGCUGGGGCUGAUGAAGGCUGGGAAGGAGGACGAGUUUACCGAAGCAACGAACCUCAAUAUCCUCACUUUUUUUGACUAGUUAAGUGAAAAGAAAAGUGAGUUUUAUUGGGCUAGCGGACGAGGGAGAAAGUAUCGCUUUCUCUCAUGCACUGUUUCCUUCUUUCUCAACAAGGAAGAAGAAGCACUAAAGGCACAUAUCAGAAACUUACUUCUCACUCGCUCCUCAGUGAGGGAGGCGGGGAGGUGUGUGUGAGGGGGCGCAGUGUGGUGAAUCACGCAGUGAUGCUCAAAAAUGUGAUGUAAGAUAAACUUAAACUUAGGCACUUUAAGGGGAGACUUUAGCAAGCAGGAGCCACUCAUCUUGUGAGUGACCUGCUCUUCAUCCCAGCAGAGGUCAGAGGUCAACCCUCACAUGACCUCUGCUUCAACAACUCUCCCUCACUUCCUAGAUAAUAUAAUCAUUCCCAUCAGACAUAAACCAAGAAGUUGACCAUGACUACAGCGUCGCUCACUUCCUGACAGCUCGUGUGACAUGGCCAUACACGUGCCGUGUGAGUGUUGUAUGACACAUACCCGAAUGCUAGUGUGCGUGUGUGUAUUUGUGUGGUAAUGACACAGGCCAGGAGUGUGUCAUGCCGUGUCACACGACAAUCAUGUGAUAACAGGAACUCUACGGGACUUGAAUGACAUUUCCACCCCUGAAGGGCAUAAGACUUGGAGAUCCAGGCGGACACGGAAGUGCCUUGUAGUGGUCCUGGCGCUGGUUCCUGAGGCAACAGUAUAAGGAAUCUUUCCUGGAUUAUGUCCCAGGAUGUUUCUCUUUUAUCUCUUCGUCGCUGCUAAAAACAUGACUCGGCCUGGACCUUCUCGUAGUGAGGAUGUUGGUCCAGUCAGCUACGUCGCCGUGAGUCUCUCUGGAUACAGUUCAUCCUUAACAUAAACAAGAAAAGAAGUUUUUUGAAUGAUAAUCUCAGUUUAUUUUGACUCUGAACCCCUUUUCAAUUUUAAUGGAGAUGAAGGAAUGUAAGUUAGAGCUAUUGAAUGUUCUAUACAGGAUGACCUGUUGUGCUGAAGACAAGUCCAACACCACCAUCCUCGGCUCCUCCCUGGAGUGACCUGACUCUAGUGAGGGAGUCAAGAUUUUUGCAAUGUCACCCAUUCCUUUUAUUGAAUUUUCUCUCAUCAUUCUAGUGUCCUUUUGUAGCUUUUCUAUACAUUUUGACAGAAGAAAUUUUGCAAUACAUAAAAGGCAUUUCUAGUUUCUCAAACGUAUAAAUGAAGCCACAUUAUGUUAUUGGUGAUGAAUCUAUUGCUGUUUGGUCUUCAGUUCUAACAUUCUGUUUGGGUAUGUGAUAAUUAUUUUUCAACGUGAGUUCGUGAGAGACAAAAAAGAAUUACCAGCUGGUCGUGUCUGUUAUUGUAGUCAAACGUUGACGUCAUUUGCAAUUCAAAUUUUGUGGCCAAAUUUUGUACAUGUCCAGUUCAGGUGAGUGUUGUUAGUCUGUUCUAUGUUAUUGAUAUACACUUGUACACACACACACACACACACACACACACACACACACACACGCACACACCUCACCAGAGCCCUCCUCAUCUGACUUUUAUCCUCUAAAUUUAAACAGCUGUUGUAAGCCACUCAUUGAUAUAUUUAUGGCCGACAAUACUUGGACUCAAAGUUACAAUAAUAUUCUCCUUUGACGUCACUGCCAAACGGACAAAGUUGGCGUCAACAAUGGCUAGAAUAAGAGUCACUGAACAACUCUUGUGUGACCUCGGGAAUGUGUAAAUAGUGUUUCUGUCAUUAUUAUUUUCUGUAUAUACCUACCGUGCCAAAGGAAAAUUUGAAAACCAUUGCUGUGAUGCCAGAUGUAAGUGGUCAUAAAUAAUUAAC
Molecule: messenger RNA, 7273 nt
Organism: Homarus americanus (American lobster)
Lineage: Eukaryota; Metazoa; Arthropoda; Malacostraca; Decapoda; Nephropidae
Product: nephrin-like
Exons: 21
Coding region: 375-4388 (1337 amino acids)
Molecular function (GO): protein binding
Source: RefSeq, a predicted model, not a curated record